CUAGAAUCAGUUUUUUAACUGACGUGUUUAUUAUUUCAAUAGGAAAGUAGUAGUAGUAGUUUUGACGUAGUUUUUUACAUGACGCUAUGGAACUUGUAAAAUAAUAAUAAUUACUCUUUUCAAAACUACAACAAAAAUAUAAUAACUAAAUUAUUUUUGUAUGAACGCUUCCAACAGAACCGGAAAAGGUGUCUGCGCUAAAGUUACCUAUAUAUUUUUUUUCUUACAUGUUUAGAUAAUUUAAAACAAGUGUACUAUAAAAAUAAUUAUUUUUUAAUAUUUUAAUUUUUAAUAUAAUAUUUUAAACAUUUACUCUCCGAAAAAUAAAAGAGUUUGUUGACUGGCAAACUGAACAUUUUCUAUCUCCAUCUAUUUUCAGAUAUAGGUACUUUUCUACGAGUGUAGCGUUUUCGCAGCAAACCAGUGAUGAUAAUCUUUUAGUUUUAAUUUUGUAAAUUGAUCGUUUUCCAUUGAGGAAAAAGUCGAGGAAACAUAUAAUUAUUUCCGUGAAUGUGUUAUAUCUUCAAAUAAUCUUAUGCGUAGCGUUAAAAUGCGUUCUGUUAUAGUGUCGAAACGGAUGGUGAGCGAUGGCGAGAAUACGGUGAUAGAUUUUUGAUGUUGAAUUUUGCUCCGUGUCAUCGUUGCCUCAGUUUUCGAUUACAUCUCGCGAAACCGUAAAUCGCAUAUUAUCGACGUUUUAAGUGUUUUUAUUAACAAAAAUUUAAUUAUCUCGGACGAUUAUUGUGGAAGAAAUAUAUAUUGUCAUUGACUGACCGGCUGAUAUUACACGAGGCUUGUAUGUAGUGACUUCUGCCUUCUGCUAUCCGUGUGACACGCCUCAGAAAAUAAAGUUGGAUUUGUGAAUCAAAUUAUUUCUUUUUGUUAUUGUGUCAUUUUUGUGUUGUAGACGUUUAAUAAUUACGUAACUGUUGUGGAAUCAUAUGUGUAUAAAGAAUGGCCUGAGUGUGACCACUCCAUUACCGUCAUGUGUGACGAUGGAAUGUUUGUUUAGGCUUUAAUAUUGUGCUGCGAUCUUACGGGAAGUGCGCGUUCGUCUCGUAGAUUGGGCUGGAUCAUGACUCUGCCCGAAUCAAAACAAGUAACAAAUUAAUUGCUGUCGACGUAUAGUCAUUUGGGAUACUUAGCAUAUAUACACACAAAAUGUCUUCGGGAACGUUUGUGGACAGGAUUGAUCCUUUCGCUAAGCGGUCUUUGAAGAAAAAGACGAAGAAGUCGCAAGGCUCUUCACGCUACCGGAAUACGCAGGACGUAGAGUUGCAGGCGCUGCCGCUGCUAAAAGAUGUUGCAAGUAGUGAACAAGAGGAGUUGUUCAUUCGCAAGUUGCGGCAGUGCUGUGUUGCUUUUGACUUCAUGGACCCUGUAGCUGACCUUAAAGGCAAGGAGAUCAAACGUGCCACGUUGAGUGAGCUCGUAGAGUACAUCACUGGUGGGCGCGGGGUGCUUACUGAGCCAGUCUACCCGGAAAUAAUUAAAAUGAUAUCGGCCAACCUAUUCCGCACUUUGCCACCGAGUGAAAAUCCCGACUUCGACCCCGAAGAAGACGACCCGACUCUGGAGGCCUCCUGGCCACAUCUCCAGUUAGUCUACGAAUUCUUUCUGCGCUUCCUGGAGUCCACUGAUUUUCAGCCAACAAUUGGCAAGAAGGUUAUCGACCAGAAGUUUGUCUUGCAGCUUUUAGAUUUGUUUGACUCGGAAGAUCCGCGCGAACGCGACUUUUUGAAGACGGUGCUCCACCGCAUCUACGGAAAGUUCUUGGGGCUUCGUGCCUUCAUACGCAAACAAAUCAAUAAUAUAUUCCUGCGAUUCGUCUACGAAACCGAACAUUUCAAUGGCGUGGGGGAACUGCUAGAAAUACUUGGAAGUAUAAUAAACGGGUUCGCUCUACCCCUGAAGAGCGAGCACAAGCAGUUCCUGGUGAAGGUACUGCUGCCGCUGCACAAGGUGAAGUGCCUGUCGCUGUACCACGCGCAGCUGGCGUACUGUGUGGUGCAGUUCCUAGAGAAGGACGCCACGCUUACGGAGCCCGUCGUGCGCGGACUACUCAAAUUCUGGCCCAAGACCUGCUCACAGAAGGAGGUGAUGUUUUUGGGCGAGAUAGAAGAGAUCUUGGAUGUUAUUGAGCCGGCUCAAUUUGCGAAAAUCCAAGAGCCUUUAUUCAGGCAAAUAGCUAAAUGUGUUUCCAGUCCGCAUUUUCAGGUGGCAGAAAGAGCACUCUACUUUUGGAACAACGAAUACAUCCUCUCACUGAUGGAGGAGAACAACCACGUGAUUAUGCCGAUAAUGUUCCCGGCGCUGUACCGCAUCAGCAAGGAGCACUGGAACCAGACCAUCAUAGCGCUCGUGUACAACGUGCUCAAGACCUUCAUGGAGAUGAACUCGAAGCUGUUUGAUGAACUUACGGCUAGCUACAAAGCCGAUCGGCAGAAAGAGAAGAAGCGCGAGAAGGAGCGCGACGAGCUGUGGAAGCGGCUAGGCGAGCUGGAGAUCAGCCACAAGCGGCAGGCGGCCGCCAAGUGACUGCCCCGCCGCCCCGCCGAGCCCGCGCCCGCCCGCCUACCCUCACUCAUCGGCGGGAGUGGGACACUAUUGGGCAGUUCGGUCCGCGCGUCACGCUAGCGUGCGGCCGGCGGACUGAAGCGUUAAUUCGAUCAUAUUGGAGUAGAACAAUGCUAAAGUAGAUAUGAUUAAUUUGUAAGGGAAUAGUCAUUAAUUUGUAUGAUAUUACUGUAGCCAUUAAUUUUUCUAUCAUCACUUGUAGAGCGGCCGGUCUGCGCUGGCCGCCGAGCGCUGCUGCGCAUGUAUGUAUGUACACUAUGGAGAUGUUUGUUAUGUAAAAUGUAUUAACAUUGCAAAAAUUAUAUAUGAUCUUAUAUAAAAUUACUAUUAUAGAACACAGUAUGGAAAUAAAAAAGUUGACUCACAUGAAUUGAAUUGUUUAAGUGGUAAAUGUAAGCGUAGGCGUCCCGCGGCGGCGCGGCCUCGCCCGUCGAUGUCUCCUACUGUCCUGAGCUAACGUUCCCCUUGUGAUUACUCAGUUGCGCAACUGCAUUGGAAAUACACGAGAAAUUUUCACAUU
Chilo suppressalis (striped riceborer) is the source of this 3097-nucleotide messenger RNA. NCBI's taxonomy places the organism in Eukaryota, Metazoa, Arthropoda, Insecta, Lepidoptera, Crambidae. The record is from the annotation of a GenBank genome assembly.